AACGUCAAACGUUUCUGUUAUUGCGACGAAUUGCGGGUGUAUUAAUUUCCCAGCUUUAUUUUAAUUAAUAAAUUACUUGUGAAUUUAUAAAACAUACUUUUGUUUUAAGAUCACUUAUUGCUUUGUCGUUUUUUGUAAUGGAGGCUUUGUACGACGAUUUAAGUAACUACGAAGACGUAAACUCCGUAGUGGAGCUACGAGAGGAAAACAAGGAACUGAAAGUUAAGUUACAAGAACAUGCUGCUGCUAUGGAAAAGCUUCAAAAAGAUAUUUUGCAGGAUUAUGACAAGCUUGAGUUGGAGUUCAAGAUGUUGGAACAUAACUACUCAUCCUUGUUGAAGACUGCUCGCUCGGAAAUAGAGAGGAAAACUAAAAUGAUAUCUGAAUUGAAUAAGGAGAAAGACAUGAUGGUAUUGGAUGCUUUGAAGAGUGGCAAACAUAUUAGAAGACAUUUUAAAAAGCCAAUGUCAAAUGUGAACAGUGAGAGAGUUCAGCAUGACAAGUAUAGCAAGGAGAGAGGAAAUGAUAAACAUCAGAAGGAGGAACCACCACAAAGGAGUUUUGAAAGAAAAGAAACAACUAUGUUGCCUGCACAAGACAGGUUCCCUGACUCUGGUACUUGCACUAGGAAUAAGUAUGAAAGAAGUAGUACCAAGGCAGAUUAUAGUGAUAGAAAGAAUAAUGUUAAAGAAAAUGUGCCACACCAAAAGACUGAACACUACAAUCCUCUACAACUACCGGCUGGCAGUAUUAAGGAUAGGAGGAAGUCUAUGCCAGCUGCCAGUGCAUCCAGUGACAUACUAAGUUCAGAUGAAGAUUUUAAACGAAAUAUCAAAACCAAAGACACAAGAACUGAUAAUAGAAACUUGAGUAAAGUCUCUCUAGAUAGACAUAGCAAUAAGAAUACAGAAUCAUCGUAUCUGGAUGAUAGAACUUACAAUUAUCAAGGGUCUAUUAGAGACAUGCACAAAAGUAGAACAAGCAGAUAUGAUAUUUCACCACAUAGGGGCCGUGAUAACUAUGAAGCACCACCUAGAUACAGAAAGCAUCCUAGCGCAGAGCGUGUACCGAAGAGAUUGCACAGGGAUCAUCAAGAUGACUAUUAUAGACAAGAACAAAGAAGACAUCCAGGAAAAUCCUUGGAAAGUUCACCUAAGUCUCAUAGCCGACAUCGGCAACGACUGACAGAGAACCAACCUAGUUAUGAGAAGCAUGAACAAGACAAGCAUAGGCAUCAAUAUGAAAAUAAACAAAAUUCAACUAAACAUAGACAAUCAAGUGAAUAUGAUGAACCACUGUCUAAGAGGCAAAGAAUAGAAUCUCUUGUUCAUUCUGAUACUCAUUUCAAAGAAGAUAGGAGGCAUUAUCCAGAGAAUCAGCCUGUGUGUACACAACCCAUGCCAGCAUUUUCUCCUCAUGAAUAUGAUAGUCUUCAUUUCUCCUGCCAGUCCCCAGAUUCUGAACACAUGGAAUCAGCUUAUCCACAUCCUAUUAAAGAAAUCAUGGCUGUGGCUGCAAUACCACUGGAAGAUCCACGACUUUCGAGCUUAAAAUAUGCUGUUAUCAAAGUGAAUGGCAAAGAUAUAUUAACAACAAGAGUUGGCUUGAAUGUUGAUCUUAAACCGAUUGACAGAAGUCAUUAUGGUGUUCAUCCUGUCAAUGUUCCAACUGCAUUAGUGCGUCGUCCUUCGACUGACAGUAUUAUAAGCGAUAUCUAUCGUGAUGUCGGUAAUCCAAUAACUAGUUUAAAUGCAUCAUUUGAAUCUGGAGAGGUUCGUGAGACUGAUUAUGAAUGCCAUGACAUUUACGACAUACCAUACAAACAAAGCAAAUGUGAAAUGCAACCCAAACAAGUACCAAAUGUGUUUCCAAAGCAAACAAAGAAUGUAGCAACACCAGCUAGCCAGCCUAACUUGGAAAAGUAUGUCAUACCAAAAAUUUAUCAUAAUAGUACAACUACAUCAACUAACAUAGAUGUUCCUAUGAAUUAUCCACGUGAGACCGUCUCUAACAAUAAAGAUAUUCAGAAAAAAGACGCGGCUAAAGAUUCCUUACCAAGGAAAUCGUUAAGCAGUGAACACAUAAAUGAGGGGCCUGUAACUUUUCCUAAUAACAACAGUAUUCAAAAAGAAAAUCAAAGUCAAGUAACACUCAAUAAAAUGGCCAUGGUUGCCGGCGAUUUAGAGUUAAGUGAUGAUACCAGUGAUAAUGUUGAUAUACACAAACAUGUGAUGCAAGAAAAAGUUCAGAAAACUUGCAAAUCUUUGACAAAUAUCGACAAAGACAAAAAGGAAACUGAAAGCCUCGCGCUAUCAAAGCUAACGACCGUACCUGUAGUGAUGAAACCUGUAGAUGAUAAAGAAAUUAGAAAUACUGCAGGUGAUGUAAAAAAUAGAGAAUUAGAAAGUAUUAAUAAGAAACAAAAGAGUAAAAAAUCCAAAGGUAAGUCUAAAUCUAAAGAAAUGUCUAAAGAUUUUGUAGAAAGUUUGGAAGCCAACACAACACAUGCUGAAAAGAAGGUAAAGAUUAAAAAAGAUAAAGAAAUAAAACCUAAAAAAAACAAGGAAAAGUUUAGUGAUCUGUUUGGUGAUAGUAAUAGUUUGGUGACUCCUGAAGAUUUAGGGAUACCUACAUAUAUACCUAUUUCUGAAGAUGCACAAGACGCGGUCGAUAUGAAGAUCGACAAAGCUAUCGCUGCUUCACUUUCUCCAUUAGACAAGGAAGAAAUUGAUCUUGUGCAAACACAUCACGCUAUAGAACUAAAAGAAACAACUACAGUUUGUGAUGUUUUAAGGGCGACGGAGUCGAUGGAAAAUCACGAACUUCCGUCUCCUAUUGUGUAUGAAAACCUAAAUCCUGGCAUCGAUUCAAAUGAUACGGGUGUGGUUAAAACAGUUAUAAUUUCGACAGGAGUGCAGCCCGGGAUUCCGUUUGACGUUAACACGCAAGUUAAUAGACAUCCUGCACAUAGCUCUAUGCCUGUAGAUGUGAACUCAAAACCGACUGCUUUAGAACAUAAAAAACACGAUAAUUUGAAAGCAUUGGCUACAUCUACACCACAAAAAGAAUUUACUGCUAAAGCCUCUAUAGAAUCCGAAGUUGGAACAAUGGAGUCUACUAGUAAGUCUGAUAUGGUCAAGGCAGUUUUGACGAUAUCUAAUGCGGAACCAGUAGCCCAACAGACUGACGCAAAUACAGAUUCUCAUGAUGCACCGGAUGUUAGAAUAUUUAUGAAAAGACGCAGAAAGGUUAUAAAACGUCCACAGACUUCUACCACUUAGCACAUAGUAAUACAUUAGACUUAAAGAAGAACUGAUGUAGAAUAUCUGUUUAGCCAGAUAAUUUAUAGUGCAAUCUUGUGAGCCAGCUUCAACGAUGUACCGUCGCUGAGAGUUAAGUUGGUGUUACCACAGUAUUUAAGAUAAUAUGGUCUUUUAUUUAUAAAGAUAUAAGUUUCAUAAAUUAUGCCUAAUUUAUAUAUUGUUUUCAUGGUUUUGAGUUAGACUGAGAAUAUUUUAUGUAAAUAUUGUUUUAAGCAUUUCAUCACUUUGCACCAACUUUGUGGUAGCUGUGAUUGAAUUACUCCUUAAACUUGUAUUUCUAAGUCUAGGUGCUCAACCUUAUUUUAAGUUUACUGAAAACAAAUACAUAUCUUGUUUAGUAGACAUAGUGGAAAGUUUUUGUUACUAGCUGCAGUUUCUCCGCCCACGCGAUACUGAUCUAUACGAAUGUAUUCAAGAACUUAUUUAACUAAAUUUUAUAGAAAGGUGAAAUCUUUUUCACCAAAUCCACCAAUAGCUUUGGUCGAAAAUUUGUUGUAAUAUACCACAAUAUUUCUAUAAUUUAUUAUUCGCGGCAACUUUUUGUAUUUUUUUUAUUUAUCUGACUCAACAUAGAGGCAAUGUUGAGACAAGUCGCGCCACACACCACCGUUAGUAAUUCUGUCGCCGAGCGCCGGUAAAGUGGUGGACUAGUUGUUGAAAUACAACCCUCUUUUCAUAUAACAGUAUAGUCCACCUGCGAGUUUCCUGAAUUAAAAAAAAAAGAGUAUGCAUUAUGUCUUUAAUUCUAUUCUGAAUUCUUGUUUGUCCAUCUUUAUAUUCCAAAGUUAAAAGAGAUGUUUUUUGUUUGAAGAAAAUGUUGCUUUAAAACUUGUAUAGUUUUCAAAAUGGCGGUUUAUGUGCUAAUUCUCAAACGCCACCACAAUUUUAAUGCUGUACUUCACAAAAUUAAGGAUUGGUGUGAUAUUUAAGUACAACUUAAAAUGGAUUGGUAUUUCAGUGUUCGGGCGCUACCUUUUCAUUUUUGUUUAUUGUAUGUGGAUUGGAGUAUGCUCCAUUAUUAUUAGGUAUGCCCAAUAUUACAAUUCUCACAAUACAAAAUGGUCUGAGAAUUUUGCAAUUUAGGGGGAUUUCAUUCUAAAUUAUUAUUUCAUUAAUUCCAGUUUUAGCAUCAUUUUUUUGCAACUAAUGUCAUUAAGCAAUGUUUAACUAUCACAUAAGUAAAAACACUAAUUUACUUCAGACAGUAAACAUAACGCAAUAGUAAUCUCAAGUAAAGAUGACGAUUUAAUGUGAUUGUACGUAUUGUAAGGGUUCAAUGUUUAUUAUCUUAAACUUUUUUUAACCUAUCUACAUGAAUUCUUAUGUGACAAUAGGGUCUUAGGUAUUAAAAACGACUUGGAUUUAAAGCCCCCUGAAUUGCGCGAUUGCAAUACUGUGCAGCGCCGACAACAGAGGCCUUACCUUAGUAUGCGUUCGGCACUCUGAUUGGCAGGCGCCAUUGAACCAACCAAUCAGAACGCCUAAUGUGUACUCGUUACGAUUACUUGCUACGUAAAGCAAACUCGUACUAGCCUCUGGUUACCGAAGUAUUUUAUCAUGAGUUGCUAAAUAAUUAGCAUCGCAUCGCAUAUUGCUCUCGGUGCGUCCCGUUUUCAUGUAUCCGUGGCACUAGUCACAGAUCGAGAGUCUGUAAUAGAUUUUCAUAAUGCUACGUUUAUACCUGUAAACUUAAAUUGAAAAUAAAAUAUUUGGUGUAUUCCCAUAACAGUCUUUAUUUUCCUUAUAAAUAACUGUAAAUUAUAUUUACAUUUCAGUAGACUAUCUAUAUGAUACAUUGGAAAGAAUGAUUAACUUAUACUUAUAGGAAUUUGUACAUAAUUAAUUUAAUUAAAGAUACAUUUUAAUUUCCAUAUCAACAUUUAUGUACAAGUACUGUUUAAAACAACUAUGUUGUGUUAUAUCUAUGUAUCGGGGAGUAGUUACUUACAUAGCUUAAUUAGCGUUAGACCGUUGGUAUCGUCGUCAUUCUAUUAA
Molecule: messenger RNA, 5318 nt
Organism: Spodoptera litura
Lineage: Eukaryota; Metazoa; Arthropoda; Insecta; Lepidoptera; Noctuidae
Source: RefSeq, a predicted model, not a curated record